GUUGUAUUCAUCCAAAUCCAAAUGAACGGCCUUCAAUGGGAGAAGUUGAGGUAACCUUAGAACUUGCAUUGGAGCUGCAGGAGAAAGCCGACUUGGUUAUCAAGGCUGACAAUCCACAUGCUGGCUAUACCUAUGAAGAUGUAUCAUUUCGUGUUUCUUUUGCGGAUCUUAAAAAAUGCCAUAACCCUUUUGCGGAUCUUGAAGAAUACUCUAACUCCUUCAACAGAUAUAGUGUAGAAUUGGUUGAAUCAAUCUCAGUUGCAGGAUCGAUGUCGGACACAGAACUAGAAAUUGGUACGUAGAGAUGAGUUUGGGAAGGAAAAAGGUAUUUCCUGUUUUUGUAUUGAUGAAUAGAGUGAUGCAAUUCCUAUCCAAAAUUAAAUGGCGUUAUCAAAUUCCCAGUCAUUCUUGCCUUGCUG
Rubroshorea leprosula is the source of this 419-nucleotide messenger RNA. The record is from the annotation of a GenBank genome assembly. Lineage: Eukaryota; Viridiplantae; Streptophyta; Magnoliopsida; Malvales; Dipterocarpaceae.